Molecule: messenger RNA, 2181 nt
Organism: Phycomyces blakesleeanus NRRL 1555(-)
Lineage: Eukaryota; Fungi; Mucoromycota; Mucoromycetes; Mucorales; Phycomycetaceae
Exons: 1
Coding region: 106-2016 (636 amino acids)
Molecular function (GO): protein binding
Source: RefSeq, a predicted model, not a curated record
UUUAUUUUUUCAUUGACAUCCUUAUACCUAUAUUCAUACUCAUACUCAUAUUCAUAUUCAUAUUCAUAUUCAUAUUCAUAUUCAUACUCUAUAAUCAUAAUCAUAAUGUUGACAUCAAUCUUACCACUAGAACUCAUUUUCCACAUCGCAUCAUAUCUCUCACCAAAAGACAAGCUCAGAUGUAUACUUGUCGCAAGAUCCUGGAGAAAUAUCUUCCAGGACUCACUGUGGGAAACAAUGGAAAUCAGUCACCAAAAGAUACUAGACAGUGUGUGCCACCUACCGUUAUCCAACCAGAAUGUUUACAAAAGACAUGGCCAGCUCGUACGAAAAUUAUGCAUACAGGAAGAUGUGGUCACAACAGCCCAAAACAUCUCUACUCUCCAGGACUGCUUCUGGAACAUAAGAAGUCUUUACGUCCAACGAGACUGUCUCAGCGAAACAUGUUUUGGAGACAAUGUAAACUGGAGCCCAUGGAAGUCCCUGACAGAACUAGACCUCGAAUUGGAUUAUUUGACAGUGCAAACCCCAGAAAAGAAAAUUCUCAACAUCCUAUCACAUCUUCCACGCCUUGUACGCUUGAAUCUUGCUCAAUUUUGGCAAGGCCGCACCAUAGCAUUUAGCGUGCAAGAUCUAGAGACACUUCAUGCUCACUUACCGGAUCUAGCCCAGCUGUCCCUAAAGGUCGAUUUCGCUCAAUUCUCCACCAAGGACCUUCUACAGUCUACAAGUCUAAAACCAGCCAAAAGAGUAAAAGAACUCACGAUACACUCCAGAAUCACCGAUCAUCGGUGGUUCUAUUAUUUCACCCGCAAAUACUCUGGCCUCACAACCCUCAAGUGGAUGACCAGAGGAGUCAAAAAGAUCCAGGACGACCACCACAGCGAGGCUGCCUCAAUGCUGUCUGUACUCCCAUGUGCUUUCGCGCACCUAAAGACGGUAGACAUAUCCGCCUGUGGUGACCCAAGACGAUCAUAUCUCAUCUUUAGAGAUUUAUUCUGCGCAUUAAAAGUACCGAUCAAGCAAUUGACCUACAACGUGAGUUCAUCUUUGGAUGAACACGAGUUAAUUGAACGGAUUGUCCAACUGAGCACAAAUUCAUACUCUGACACUCUCGAGAGGCUGACCAUCGGAAACUCUAUGCUUCGCCAAAGACCAUUUUCUGUUGUCACGGCUCUCAAUCGCUCCCCACGUCUGGUCCACUUUGAUUUCUCAUCCCCAAAUUCUCUUGUCGAACUCGACGUGGUCUUGGAUCGUUGUCCAUCUCUCAAGACUCUCUGUAUAUCUCAAGGAAGCCUGUCCACAAAACCCAGCCCACCCAUCACCCCUGUUUCUCUGCAACACGGCCUACGCCUCAUAGACCUCAAUGGAGUAAAAGUCAAGUCAAGUGCCCUGAGCUACCUAUCUUCUCGGUGCAGGAGUCUAAACUAUAUGCACCUCAAGAACACCAGCAUCUAUGGACAGAUUUCCGAGAAGACACGAAAUCUGUGCAUCGAUAUGUCCUUUAGUCGCUUUGAGCUUCUUCGCAUCCACGCCAUCAAGGUGUAUUCCAAUUCCGAUCUCACGAGUACUGAUCCAAGUAUCGAACUGAUUACCCUGGCCCGUUCGGCGCCCACCCCACCGCCCAGAAAGAAGGCCAGGUCGUCAAGCACGUCGUCGUUUCCCUUGAGUCUUUACCGAAAAGGAACACAUGUACAAAACUGGCUGCACUCAGAUUGUGAAAUUGAGUUGGCUAUCGGAGGCGCAUGCUCAAUGCAGAUGUUGGAUAAGCAAGAUAUAGACCAUGCCUGUGUCUCUUUAAUAGACCGCCCGUACAACAAAGAGGACCAAGGAAAGAUGGUCAACAAUAGUCUGAGGCGAAUCAACACCUCUGGAACUUCAGGACGGUCCAAUCCAACCUGGCCAAAGAGUCUCUGUUUAGGCUAUUCGACCUUGAAGUGUGGUAUUAUAGAAGUCUAUGAGAUAGAUUCUAUAAAAUCACACACUGAUUGUUUCUGGAAGAAUUUGAAGAAUUGAUCGAGCUGAUUAUCUGUUUAUAUAAAUAUAAUAAAUAUAAUAAAUAUAAUAAUAAUGUAAAAUAUAUUGCUAAUUUACCUACCACAAUUCUUUUUAUAUAUAUAUAUUAUAUUUUAUAUAUAAUAAUUAAAAAUAUUCGACACAUUUUAAAGAUGUAAAUUAUUU